GACGGGCAUGGGCAUCCUUGGCUUGGGGGGCAAGGGAUUUCGACAACGCGGCAACGAAGGCGGCGAAGGAAUCGGCCGGUCCACCGGAGACUCCCACCAGCCAGUCUGCCACUAGCCGGUCGCCGCGGCCGUGCUCGCUUGUGUCGUCGUCGUCGUCGCCCGUCGGUCGUCGCUGGGGCUGAAUCGUGUCAAGGCGAGAGACAGCGAGCGCAGAGCCUCGCCGCCGCGCUCGGGAGCAAUGGCCUCUCGCGCGGGCGGGCGAAGGCGGAGCCGUCGGCCGGUGGCGGCGGGAGCUCGUGGCCGUGGUCAGAUUCGAGUAGCAGUCUGUCGUUGGAAGGGGAAUUUGGCGCCUGGCGGCCGAGCAGCUGUUGCGGGGCCCGACAGGAACCAGCGUCGCAGCAAAAGGUGAUGCUUCAUCUUGUUCGGCAGUGUGCAUUUGAGAUCCCUGCGAAACACCAAAGGAACCCGAGUCUCUUCACUUUGAAACCAAAAUGCAGGCUCCCAGUGCGCCAGGAAAUGGAGCCCCUGCAGGCUAUCAGGCUACCGGACACUGGUCUGAUGAGUCGGACCAGCCAAAUGUUUGCGAAGAGCGUUCAAUAAGGUGCCGCCUAUGCGAAGAGUAUGUCCCUACACAUUGGGUGAAGGAUCACUCAAAGGUUUGUGCAGUUGCUGAUAGGUGCGACCAGAAAGGUUUUAGCAUGGAUGAGCGUCUAAUAAGAGUUGCAGAAACACUAGAAAAACUGGUAGAGUCGUAUUCGCUGGCCGACUAUCCAGGCGCUGUUAGCCACAAUGGUGCAAAAGUUUCAAAUUCAAGCAUCAAUGAAGAGUCCAAUGGCCAGUCCUCAAAAUUAUCCGAUUGGUCUACCAGAGGAUCUGCUAAUAUGCCUGACUGUAUCCAAGAGACUGAUAACACUACUUCUACUUCGUACGAUGACAUAAUAAAUCUUCCUCCAGUGACAUGUGAGACUCCUAGAUCAUCUGCCGGAAGUAUGACUCCUAGAUCUCCACUGAUAACUCCAAGGUCGAAUCACAUUGACAUGCUUUCAGCUGAAAAAAGUGCAAAUAAUGAGAACGAUGAGCUUCUGCAGGUACUUAGAAAGGCGGAUAUAGUCCAGAAAAUUUUUGCUGAGAGUAUAUUGACGGAACGUGAUAUUUUGAUUACAGUCCGAAAUCCUUUCGUGGUGCGCUUCUUCUAUUCUUUUACUUCUCGGGAAAAUUUGUAUCUGGUCAUGGAAUACCUAAAUGGAGGGAACCUAUACUCAUUACUGAGAAAUCAUGGUUGCUUGGAUGAAGAGGUUGCUCGGCUGUAUCUCGCAGAAGUUGUGCUAGGUUUGGAAUAUUUGCACUUUUUACACAUAGUUCAUAGAGAUCUAAAACCUGACAACUUGUUUAUAGCCCAUGACGGGCAUAUCAAGUUGACAGAAUUUGGGCUGUCGAAAGUUGGUCUGAUAGACAGCACAAAGGAUAUGCCUGAUACUGUUGUUAGCGGAGCUGCAUUGUACCAAUAUGGUGACCUGAUGAGUGAACUCAAGCACCCAACCUGUAUAAGGAAACGUUCUGCUGCUGGAACCCCUGGUUAUUUAGCACCAGAACUUCUUUUGGGAACAGGAUGUGGUACUAGUGCAGAUUGGUGGUCUGUUGGUGUAAUUCUGUUUGAGCUAAUUGUUGGCAUGCCUGCGUUCAAUGCAGAACAUCCCCAAGCAAUUUUCGACAAUAUUUUGAAUCGCAAAAUACAUUGGCCAGUUGUCCCAGAGAAGAUGAGUUUCGAAGCACAAGAUUUAAUUGACAAAUUAUUAACAGAAGAUCCUCAUCAACGGCUAGGAGCAAAUGGUGCCUUGGAGGUUAAACAACAUCCUUUCUUUAAAGGCAUUAGCUGGGAUACCCUUGCUUGGCAGAAGGCUGCCUUUGUCCCAUCCUCAGAUAGUGCAUUUGAUGCCAGCUGUUUCACCAGUCGUUGUUCUUGGAAUCUGUCAGAUGAAACCAUAUAUAAAACAUAUGACUUUGAGGAUUCCAGUGAUAACCGAAAUAGAAGCAGUAGCUGUGCAAGCAAGCGCCAAGAUGGCACGGGAGAUUGUUGCUGUGAGCUUAGUGAGCUUGAAUCUGACUCAGAAGUCAGUUAUUAUUUCAGAAACUUCUCAUUCAAGAAUCUAUCACAGCUUGCCUCCAUCAAUUAUGAUUUGCUCACUAAAGAGGAUGGUCCUGCGAAAUCUGAUACAUAGCUAUCGAUCUAAAUCUCGGUUCAUCCAUUCCAAGUAAUAGAAAAGUUUACAAGGUGAUUUCGUGUCAUUCAAAUUAUGUACAUCCAAGUGUAUUUUUUUUAGAAAAAGGGAGAUGUUAAAGUGUAUUCCCCUCAGUAAUAUUCCAAGAGGAUGCUGCACCGUUUUGGCAAUUUCUCUCUUUUAUUUAGUAUAAUGUGGUCUCAUCAAGUAGUAAUUGCUGAUGUUGAAGACAAAUGUGACGUACGCCUGGUCUGUUUCCUGUUGAGGAUGUUCCUACAUAUAGUGGAUCCGAGAACAGUUUUUCUUU
Molecule: messenger RNA, 2526 nt
Organism: Panicum hallii
Lineage: Eukaryota; Viridiplantae; Streptophyta; Magnoliopsida; Poales; Poaceae
Product: probable serine/threonine protein kinase IREH1
Exons: 14
Coding region: 492-2219 (575 amino acids)
Biological process (GO): peptidyl-serine phosphorylation; intracellular signal transduction
Molecular function (GO): protein serine/threonine kinase activity; ATP binding
Source: RefSeq, a predicted model, not a curated record